AUGGCCCGCCUCGGCGCCAUGGCGACCUCCCUGCUGCCGAUCGUCCUGGCCUGCGUCGCCCUGGCCGCCCUUGUCGACGGUCGUCAGACCCUGGUCGCCGAUUCGGGAUCUGCCGAUCGCCUCCUCUCCGCGCCGCGCAUGCUGCUGUCCAAGAAUCUGAAAGACAGCAAGAGCGCGCCGGACUGCUCGACCGAUUCCUCAGGCCCCGCGUGCAAUGACGAUCACGAUGAGGCGGGGCACGCCCAUGGGCAGGCGGGCGAAAGCGGGGAUGCCCACCAUGAGGGCGACGGCGAUGGCGACCAUGCCGAGGACAAGGAGGGUGACCACGAUGAAGGUGAACAGGGGCAUGAGCACGAGGAAGGCGAGGAGGGGCAUGAGCACGAGGAAGGUGAGGAGGGGCAUGAGCACGAGGAGGGGGAGGGGCACCAUGAGGAAGGGGAGUGGGGUUUCGGCGCCGAAGGCGAAGAGCACGACCACGAGGAGCACGACCACGGCCACGGCGGGAACUUCGUGGAGCUGCUGGGCGCGGAGCCCGCAACCAGCCACACCUUCGGGCUGGUGGGGAUCGCAGAGGGGGGCAACAUGACGCGAGCGCACAUCGUCACGCUGCUGGACGCUCUCGAGAGGUGGGUGUGCAUGUUUUGGCAAAGAGAAGCGGGCUGA
Messenger RNA from Ostreobium quekettii, 663 nucleotides. The record is from the annotation of a GenBank genome assembly. Lineage: Eukaryota; Viridiplantae; Chlorophyta; Ulvophyceae; Bryopsidales; Ostreobiaceae.